UCUGUCGUGGGACAUCACUAAAGUGAGAAGACAAAACGCUAUUGCCUCAGGCCGGAACUGAAUAUCGCGCUCAUGUUGCCGGGGGGACAUCUUUGAGUAUGCACCGCCGGUGAUGGACCGACCCGGAAGUGGGGACUCUGGGAGCCGGAAGUGCCUCUGUCGUGGGACUGCACGGUGCCGCGCUAGCUGGUUUCGGCCGGGCAUGAAGGAGUGGGAGACGAGCCGGGCCGCCGCUUUCCCCCGUCACCAUGGCCAAGCGGCAGGGCCAGGACUUCUGGCGGGAGAGCCUGCAGGGGGCGCGCUACGUGCUGGCCCCAAUGGUGGACCAGAGUGAGCUGGCCUGGAGGAUGCUGAGCCGCAGACACGGGGCCCAGCUCUGCUACACCCCCAUGUUACACGCCCAGGUCUUCGUCCGGGACCCCAAUUAUCGCAAGGAGAACCUGUACAGCGAGCUGAGCCCCGAGGACCGGCCCCUUAUCGUCCAGUUCUGUGCAAAUGAUCCGGAAGUGUUUAUCCAGGCCGCCCUCCUGGCUCAGGACUGUUGUGAUGCAGUUGAUCUGAACCUCGGUUGCCCGCAGAUGAUUGCGAAGAGAGGUCACUAUGGAGCCUUUUUGCAAGAUGAAUGGGUUCUUCUGGAGAAGAUGAUUGAGCUGGCACAUCAGAAAUUGUCGGUGCCCAUCACUUGCAAGAUCCGUGUUUUUCCAGAGAUUGAGAAAACUGUGACCUACGCCAAGUUACUGGAGAAAGCUGGGUGCCAGCUGCUGACUGUUCAUGGUCGUACUAAGGAGCAGAAGGGUCCCCUAACAGGCGUUGCAUCCUGGGAGCAUAUUAAAGCUGUGAGGAAUGCCGUCAGUAUUCCUGUUUUUGCCAACGGGAAUAUACAGUACCUUAGUGAUGUGGAUCGAUGUAUUCAAGAGACGGGAGUCCAAGGGGUGAUGAGUGCAGAGGGGAAUCUCCACAAUCCGGCCUUGUUUGAAGGGAGGAAUCCUAUGGUAUGGGAGAUGGCAGAGGAGUACUUGGACCUUGUCCGGAAAUACCCGUGCCCUUUGUCUUUUGUUCGGGCACACAUCUUCAAGUUGUGGCACCACACUCUGCAGAUUUACCAAGAAAUACGAGAAGAACUGGCAAAGGCCAAGUCCCUGGAAGGCAUUAUUGCUGUUAAUAAAGAACUGAAGGUUAAGUGCCAGGAAGAAAUGGCUAACAAAAAGGAAGGCGAUGAGAAUACGGGAGACUUGCCUUUCCCCCACUGGAUAUGCCAACCCUACGUACGACCACCGCCCAAAGACCCUUUGAAGGAGGAGAUCGCAAUGCGAGCAAAGCGAUCGCUGGAGGAGGAAGAGGAUGGGAACACGGAGCAGCUUUCAAAGAACAAGCAAAAAAAGAAACAGCGCAAUCCGAACAAAAUCUUUGACUCUUCUGUAAAGCCUAAAUAUGCAAAAUGUGACCAGUGUGGAAAUCCCAAGGGCACCAAGUGCGUGUUCCAUUUGUGUCGCAGCUGCUGCAAGAAACAAGCAUUCAGGGAGAUGGCAGACUGUGCAGGUCACGGACUGCUUUUUAAAACCAAAUUUGAGAGGUCUGCUCAGUAUAAAUCUGUGCAGGAGGGAGACGUGCCAGAGAAGAACCUUACGGAAUCAAAGCUCCCCCAGCCACCCCCUGAGAUCAAAGUCUGAGCCCUUUACCCCCUGUGGAGCCCGGGACGGCUCAUUACAGCUCUUCACAGGCUCCCUUCCUACCGCUUGCUCAGGGAAUCGUUCACUCUGGCGUGUCUGGGAUCGUCGACGCCCCCGCUUUGCUAGGGCACGGUACAAAAACUUUUUGCACUUCGGACUUUAACAUUUCUAAUGUUUUUAAGCUUUACAGUAUAUUUUGACUGGACUGAUAUAUGUUUUCCCGAUUUUUGCCUUUUGAAAAAACAAAAAAAAGUAUGCUGCUACCAGACUGAAUUGUAGGUGCUGCUUGAGCGUCAGCUGGGGACGCCGCGGUGAUGUAACUGGAUUGCGAGGACGUCGUUUUAGACAUUUAAAGGCUUCGAAAAGAAAGACAAAGACAGAUCUUAUGAAUUUAUAUCCGUCUCUUGUCUAAAUAUGUUGAUGUAAUACUCACUAAAGUGAUCUGUAGCCUUUUCUAUUUUGUGUUUUUAUUUUUUUUUAGGCACACAGCAGUCAAAACAAUAUGUGAUUUAUGCAGAUCGUUAAAAGCUAUACUCCAGUCAGGUGUAAAAAUUAAUGUAGCUCUGUAUUGAGUUAGACUGCAUUUUUAAAAAAUAAAUAAAAAAUUUACAGUGCCUUGAAAAA
Molecule: messenger RNA, 2294 nt
Organism: Rana temporaria (common frog)
Lineage: Eukaryota; Metazoa; Chordata; Amphibia; Anura; Ranidae
Gene: DUS1L
Product: dihydrouridine synthase 1 like
Exons: 13
Coding region: 249-1670 (473 amino acids)
Biological process (GO): tRNA processing
Molecular function (GO): tRNA dihydrouridine synthase activity; flavin adenine dinucleotide binding
Source: RefSeq, a predicted model, not a curated record